AUGGUUUGCCUAGAGUCGCGACAGAAAGAGAAAUGGCUCGGCUGGGAUGUGAAGCAGCACAGCCCUGAGGAGACAAGUGGUAUCUGGAACCUCGGGGUUUUCUUUUGGCUGAACACGUUGUUUAUGAGAGGCUAUCGUGUCAUCCUGACGCUGGAUAGUCUUUAUCCCCUUGACAAGGCUCUUGCAGCCGAGACACACCAAAAGCUCGCUGAGCGAGUUCGUAAUAAUCCAUAUAAGGGCCAGAAAUACGGUCUGGCACAGUUACUGGUGAGAAUCCUAGCCCUCCAGCUAGUACCACCGAUUAUUCCUCGUGCAGCGCUGCUCGCCGCCAGCAUAUGUCAACCAUUUCUCAUUCAUGCCCUACUGCACUACCUACAAAAUGAUAACCAAGAACAAAGUCAUGGAUAUGGACUCAUUGGCGCAACGGCUCUAACGUACGGGGCAAUUGCGUUCUCAACAGCAUUAUACUGGUACUUCCAAGAGCGUUUUGUCAUUAUGGUUCGAGGUAUCCUCGUGCUCGCUGUGUAUGAAAAGACUAUAGAGCUUAAGAUGCCUACGGAUGGCGAGUCUGGCGCCCUUACGUUGAUGAGCACUGAUGUCGAGCGCAUUACAAGAGGUAUUCUAGACCUCCAUGAAUACUGGGCCAACACAAUCCAGAUUGCUCUAUCUUGCUGGCUCCUCCAACGAGAACUUGGUGCUGCGUUCGCUGCCUCUCUUGGUGUAGUCGCUCUGUCAACACUCACUGCAUUUGGGAUCGGCAAGCUCCUUGGACCACGUCAAAAGGCAUGGAUGGAAGCGAUUGAGACAAGAGUUAAUGUAACCGCGGCUUCUAUUGCGCAGAUGAAGCUAGUGAAGAUGUCUGGUAUGACAAAGCCAAUCGAAUCUUGUGUCCAGAGACUGAGAGUGAGAGAGAUCGAGAUCGGUGGGCGUUGGCGUAUGCUCCUCGCAGCAGCGGCUACUGUCUCUCAGGUUCCCAUGACCUUAUCUUCCGUCAUCACUUUUGCAGUGGCAACCAAGACGCUCGACACAACGUCGAUAUUUGUUUCCAUCUCCUACCUUACCCUUCUCGCAUCGCCUCUGAUGAUACUCUUUCAGAAGAUUCCCCAGUUUCUUGGGGCGCUAACCUGUCUUCAACGGGUCCAGUCGUAUCUGGAACGCGACCCACGGUUUGAGUAUCGCCGUCUUGAUCCACGUAUAAUGUCAGCCACGUGUGUGGCUUCGUUUUCUCCUUCACCUUCUAUCUCUGGCACUAGCACUACGGGCAUCGAGAUGGAGACUCUACCGGGGAAAGGCGCCCCUCGCGUGGUGAUCAAGGACGGCAGCUUUGGCUACCACGAGAACGCUGCCGUUCUUAAGCAUGUCAAUAUCACCAUUCCAUCAUCAUAUCUCACCGCGAUCGUUGGUCCUGUUGCCAGCGGAAAAUCCACUCUAUGCAAAGCCAUUCUCGGCGAAGUCCCCUUUGCGACUGGCUCCACUGCUGUCCUCAGCUCCACAGCCAUCGGCUACUGUGACCAACAGCCAUUCUUGACAAAUAUCUCCAUCAGAGACAACAUCAUUGGCAAUAGUCACUUCGACGACAAGCGAUAUAAUUCCGUGAUACAUGCUACCAUGCUCGACCGGGACAUUGCAAACCUGCCUCAGGGCGAUAGCACAGUGAUAGGAAGUGGCGGCAUUGCUUUGAGCGGCGGACAACGCCAGCGAGUGUCAAUCGCAAGGGCCCUAUACCUUGUAGACGCCAAACUCUUGAUAUUUGAUGAUGUCCUUAGCGGUCUGGAUGCCAGAACAACGGAUCAUGUUUUCCGAAAUGUCUUUGGGCGAGAUGGAAUGCUUCGUCGUCGUGGCGCCACUGUUAUUCUGUGCACACACAACCUUCGGCACUCUCAAGCCGCGGACCAUAUCAUAAAAGUCGGCAGUAAUGGAGAAGUGUCUGAAGAGAAACCCACUGCUGACAUGAGUUUACCUGCAAACUCUGAUCUAGUCUCCGAUCCGGCGCCACCUUCGACUGAAGUACUUGGAAGUGCACAAGGCCCAGCACCUCCUUACUCACCACCGGCUGAAGGCAUGACAGCGGAGGAAACAGUGGCGCGAAAGCUAGGCGACACGAGCGUCUUUGGCUAUUACAUACGCACCAUUGGUCUUUUUCCCAUCGUAGCCUUCACUUUCGCUUGUAUAUGCAACGGCUUCCUCAACAACUUCCCACGCAUAUGGCUCACAUUCUGGGCUGACGAUGCAGCUCGACCACAGAGAGGCUUGUGGCAAAUGCACUCUCAGGCCUACUACAUCGGCAUCUAUGGAAUGCUGCAGGUACUAGCCUUGAUAUCCUUCAUGGCUGCCGUGGUACUGGUUUUAGGCCCUUUCAUCCGUCUCAGUGGCUCGGUACUGCACCAGAGGGCAUUGGAGACUGUUAUCAACGCACCGUUGCAACUGUUGACAACAUCGGACACUGGGACUAUCACCAACUACUUUUCCCAAGAUAUAACCAUCAUUGAUAAUGAGCUCCCUAUGGCUGUAGCCAACGUAGUGCUGGAUAUCUUUGGUGUUGUCGGAAUGGGUGUCCUUAUCGCGUCGUCAUCACCGUGGCUAGGACUUACUUACCCAGCUAUGAUCCUCAUCCUAUGGCUGAUUCAAAGGUUCUACCUCCGAACGUCUCGGCAGCUGCGACUGCUGGACCUCGAGGCAAAAAGUCCGUUGUACACCCAUUUUCUUGACACGUCCAGAGGCAUCGCUACCAUUCUCCCAGAGGCCGAUGUAUCUACUUUCAAUGGUUUCAUAACGCAGCUUCGAUCUAGUUCAAGUCUUUCUGGCGCGUCACUUGUCACGCUGAUGACAUUGAGUCAGUCUUUGAGUGACAUUGUGCGGUUCUACGCUGCUUUGGAGACAUCUAUCGGAGCUGUAGCUCGGCUCCGAAACUUUACUGCCAAGACCGGGACGGAAGGUGUUUUGCAUGGUGAUGUAAAAGUCAAUCAGCAGUGGCCAUCGAAAGGAUCCAUCCAAGUCCGAAGGGUUUGGGCGACAUACAACGAAGAUGCUGAAGAAUAUGCGCUGCAAGGAAUCGACGUCUCGAUCCGAGCAGGUGAAAGGAUAGCCUUGUGUGGUCGUACAGGAAGCGGAAAGUCUUCUUUUAUUCUCCUCCUUCUCGCCCUGUUAGAACCUGUGCAAAAGGAUAAUGUCAAGUACACGCUGUCCAUUGACAGUGUUCCUCUCUCAUCCAUAAGUCCUCAGACUCUCCGAGAAAGAAUAAUAACUGUACCCCAGGACCCAGUAUUCCUACCAUUAGGCAGUACCGUUAGGCAAAACCUAGACCCGCUUGGGGCAGCAACGACAGAGCAGUGUCAUGAAGUUCUGCAAGCAACGGACCUCUGGGACAUGGUUGAAUCCCAGGGCGGGCUAGACAGUGUUCUAUCAGAAUCUUCACUCAGUCAAGGGCAAAAGCAGGUCUUCAAUAUUGCUCGAGCAGUGCUUAAGCGGAAAACUAGCGGUAGCUCUCUACUCCUCUUGGAUGAGUUCACCAGUUCGGUCGAUGCCGACACCGAGCGAGACAUGCUUGCAAUGAUCGAGAGAGAGUUUGCUAGUUGCACUAUAGUUAUGGUCGCCCAUCGACUGCACAUUGUUUCUGAGUUUUGCGACAGGGUGCUUGUGCUAGAUCGCGGAAGAAUUGUAGAGGACGGUGACCCUCAGAUGCUGGCAAGGGUCGACGAAUCGUGGUUUGCGAGUCUGCUGGCGGCUGGAGGAUAA
This is a messenger RNA of Fusarium musae, 3735 nucleotides long. RefSeq lists its product as uncharacterized. NCBI's taxonomy places the organism in Eukaryota, Fungi, Ascomycota, Sordariomycetes, Hypocreales, Nectriaceae. The coding region runs from base 1 to 3735 and encodes 1244 amino acids. Gene Ontology annotation, biological process: transmembrane transport. The transcript is spliced from 5 exons. The record is from RefSeq and is a predicted model, not a curated record. Gene Ontology annotation, molecular function: ATP hydrolysis activity; ATP binding; ABC-type transporter activity. Gene Ontology annotation, cellular component: membrane.